AUGAUUGCUGUAGAAGAGCUCAUGCAAGCAACUAGCAAGAACAAAAUACCUAUAAAUUAUACUCCUGAAAUUAUUCAGAAUGAUAUACUAGGAAAGAUUACUGCUUCUACCUUUGCACUGAAACAACCUUUGUGUGCCUUCCAAGAUACAAAAAAAGACUGCAGAGACUGUAAUAUUUGGGUAGCAGUUGCUACAAUGAAGGGUGCAGUAAGUAAAAUAAAUAUUAUAGCAGCAACCUAUCCAAAUUUUCCAAAUAUCUAUCCAGCAUUCCUGACUUUGAGCACACCUAUUAACCAGUUUGACUGUAAUGACCUUGGUCAAAGUGUUAUUCGAGCCUUACGCGUUGGUGCAGAUAAUGCCUGUCAAAAUGAUGUAACUGCCACUAGCUGCAAUGGGCCUUUACCAAGUGACCCAGGAGCAUACAGAGUAAGAUAUUAUCUACAACAUCCAAAUGGGACCUUUUUAGCAAAGACUACAUGGUCACAGCCAAUUGCCCUUACAAAAGUGUUUUAG
This is a messenger RNA of Protopterus annectens (West African lungfish), 513 nucleotides long. RefSeq names its product uroplakin-3b-like. Lineage: Eukaryota; Metazoa; Chordata; Ceratodontiformes; Protopteridae. The record is from RefSeq and is a predicted model, not a curated record. The transcript is spliced from 5 exons. The coding region runs from base 1 to 513 and encodes 170 amino acids.